Molecule: messenger RNA, 3285 nt
Organism: Scheffersomyces coipomensis
Lineage: Eukaryota; Fungi; Ascomycota; Pichiomycetes; Serinales; Debaryomycetaceae
Product: fungal specific transcription factor domain-containing protein
Exons: 4
Coding region: 1-3285 (1094 amino acids)
Biological process (GO): positive regulation of transcription by RNA polymerase II
Cellular component (GO): nucleus
Molecular function (GO): DNA-binding transcription factor activity, RNA polymerase II-specific; zinc ion binding; RNA polymerase II cis-regulatory region sequence-specific DNA binding
Source: RefSeq, a predicted model, not a curated record
AUGACUACCAUAGAAGAUAAUAAAGCUAUCAAGAAGAGAAAAAGACCAAGUUUGGUAUGUGAGAGCUGUAAGAAGAAGAAAAUCAAGUGUGAUAAAGGCCAGCCUUGUAAUCAAUGUAUCAAGUCCAAUAUCACUGCAACUUGUCGUUAUGAUUCUGAAGGUAUAGCUAUUAAUAAUGCUGCUGAACAAAAAUCAAAAGCUUUACCAUAUGUUGCAAGUGCUAAGAAUCCUAUACCAUUAUUCCUGAGAUCAAAUAAUGCAUAUAAACCAAUUCCAAGGGUCGAACCACUUACGCUGGCACAAAAUAGAGCAAAGUCUAUUAAUGUAUCCAUUAGUGAGUUUAAUUUCUUGAAACAAAGAUUACAACAAAUUGAAGCAAAUAUGUUAAAUAAAGAAAAAUCUAUUUCACCUCCUCAACCAAAUCAAACUAAUGAAAUGGAAUUUCCUCAACCUACAAAUUCAUUCAAUAUGCUUCCACCUACUCCUACUCCAGUGGUUAGUCAUUUAAACUCUCUUGGUCCUCAAUAUAGCAACCCGCCACCUCCUCCACAAACUUCGACAUUUAGGAGUUCAAUUCAACUUCCACCAUUGCAAUUUAAUCGUAGUUUAUCUCCACAAUCAUCCACUGUUAGUCAACAACUUAGUAAAUCGAGUCCUUUUGAAACAGGUAUUAAGUCAAGUAUUGUGUCCCCUGGAUCAGCUCUUUCUAUCAAAUUGAAUAAUGCUACUGAUUCAAGUUCAUUAAUAGGUAUUCAUCCAUAUGCCAAUGGUACAGAUUAUAUUAAUUUCUUUGAUGAUUAUACCUCGAUUCAUAUUAAAGAACCAUCUCGAAGAAUUAAUUUUGGUCCUUUCGCAUGGUCAUCAGCCAUGAAGAAAGAUGCUGGGUUAAGUAUACUUUGGGAUUAUGUGAGUGAUAAAAACGAUGAUAAAACUAUGACAGCUACAGUUUUUACUCAAAAUGAACAUGAAAUUACGGCUGAGAAUACCAAUGUCAUUACUACUGCUUCGUCAGAUGGUAGUGAGUUAGAACUGACAUUUAAAAAACGUGCUUUGGAAACUGAUGGUUAUGGUGAUAUCCUUCCUUAUAAUGCUAUUUUAAAAGCUAGAGUAGAUAAGAAUCGUCAAAGAUCAAAAUUAAAUGAAAAUGCUUUACCAUUAGGAUUAACGUUUUAUGAUGGACAAAUUGAUCGUGAAUUACAAUUGAUUGAAAAGAUUAAAAUCAUCUUACCAGAAAAGAAGGUUAUUUGGAAAUUAAUUAAGAGAUAUUUCACUUGGUUAUAUCCAUUCAUGCCAUUCAUGGAUGAAGAAUGUUUCACGAUGAAGAUGAAUAAUAUCAUUGGUCCUGAAUCAGAUGAACAUGUUAAAGUUGCUGAUGUUAAGAUUGAGAAAAGAUUGGAUUUAGCAUAUGUGGGUAUUUUAUUAGUAAUUUUAAGAUUAUCAUAUUUAACUUUAUUUUUCAAUGAUAAUAUGAAGAAUGAAUCAAAUUUAACUACUGAUGAUCCAUCCCCCAAAGCUCAAGAAUUAAAAUAUCUUUUAUCAAACCCGAUCAAUAUCAAUACUAUUGAUGUAGCUGAAUUAUGUCUUGAUCAAUUCCAAUUAUUAAGAAAGACUUCAUUCCCUAUUUUCCAAUUAGCAUUUUAUUUAAGAUUAUAUCAUUUAUAUGCUCCUGAAGAUGGUGAUGGUGCCGAUGGUGGAGAUUCUCAAGUAUUAAAUGCUAUAUUAAUUCAAAUGGCUUAUUCAUUGGGUCUUAAUCGUGAUCCCGAUAAUUUCAGCGAUGUAUUAAAUGAUAAGAAAAUCAAUCAAACCGGGAGAAAAAUGUGGCAUUUCUUAGUUUUAAGUGAUUUAUAUCAAGGUUAUACUUUUGGUAAUCCGAUUAAUAUUAAUCCUAUGAGUUAUGAUACCAAAGUUCCUGUUUAUGAAAAGGGAGCAGAAAACAUUAGUGAUGUUGUAUUGGAUAAAUUUGUCACUGAAUCCUAUUUUCAUUGUAGUAAGAUGAAUUUCCAUGUUCGAAAUAUAUUAGAAAUGGUAUUGAAUGUGAAUCAAGGAGCAAAUAUGGCUGAAUUAUGUAAAUCAUUGGAUGCAUUUGAACUUAUGAUUGAUGAUCAAUAUGGUACUUUGGAUGAUUGUUUAAAACCAUUAGGACAACAAGGUCUUGAUCAUGCUAAUGUAUUCACAAGAAAUUUCAGAACUAAAUACUAUCUUUCAUUAAAAACAUUUUGUAUCACCAUUUAUUACAACUUUUAUCUUUAUUAUGAAAGAAAGAAUGUUGAAUUGGCUUAUUUUUAUUUAAAGAAGAUUUUAUUAAUAUCUGCUACUGAUAUCAUGCCGCAUUAUUUUGAUUUAUUAGGAAAUUCAGAAAUCAUUUGUGAUUUUAUUAUUAAUCCUGUCUUGGAACAUAUCAUUCAUAAGAGUAAUCAAUUCAAUUUAGCUUUGAUUAUCAGAGUUAAUUUCAUCAUAUAUCAUUUAAAGAAUCAACCCGAACAUAUGGCUAAAAUGUCGUAUGAUUCGAAAUAUUCUCUUUAUUAUAAGGAUUUAUGUCGAUAUUCUUCAUGUUUAACUAGAUCAGCUGAAAUUUCAAUUGCAGCUGUUUCUAAGAUAAGUAAUCGUUAUUAUUAUGCAUGGAGAAUAACCAAAGGUCAUACUUAUUUAUUAAAGACGGUUACUAGUAUGCAAUUUUAUGAUGAUAAUUAUGCAAAAGCAGGUAAUUUAUGUGUACCACUUUUCACUUUAGAACAAAUGGAAGAAAUGAUUGAUAUUUGUGAAAGAAUGUUAUUGAAAUUAGGUAAAGUAAAAUCAAAUGCUCAUAAAUUCUGUGAUACCUUUAAUCCAAGUCCUGGAGAUAGUUCUGUCAAAUCAGAUUCACCAUCUACUAGAUAUAAUAGUACAUCAAUUUCAACUAAUGGUACUAAUUAUAAAGAGAAACAAAAUAAUAUUUCAAUGGAAAAUGUUGAUAAUGCUGAAAUUGAUAAAUUAUGGUUUCAAAUGUUAGCUAUGAAAUAUGAUGUUAAUAAGAAUUAUGAUGAGAAUAUGACACUUCAAAAUACAGAUGGUAGAAGACAAAGUCAUAAUUUUCCUGGUUUACUUCCUGGAAGUCCAAGUGCAGGAUUAAAUUAUGGUAAUGCAUCUGUUAGUAAUGUCAAUUCGCCAUUUGGUCCAGGUGGACCUGAAUUCCCACUGUUUGGAGCUGAUUUAGAUCGACUUGGAUUUGAUGCAGAACAAGCCAAUCAAUUUGAUAUUUUCAGUGAAUUACCAUUUGAAAGAGUAUUUAAUAGAUCAGAAAAUUAA